This is a messenger RNA of Nematolebias whitei (Rio pearlfish), 1621 nucleotides long. RefSeq names its product VRK serine/threonine kinase 3 (gene vrk3). The transcript is spliced from 16 exons. Gene Ontology annotation, molecular function: ATP binding; protein serine/threonine kinase activity. Lineage: Eukaryota; Metazoa; Chordata; Actinopteri; Cyprinodontiformes; Rivulidae. The record is from RefSeq and is a predicted model, not a curated record. Gene Ontology annotation, cellular component: nucleus; cytoplasm. Bases 53 to 1594 code for a protein of 513 amino acids. Gene Ontology annotation, biological process: signal transduction; peptidyl-serine phosphorylation.
CUCGAUUUUUAUUCGACGAAGAAGAACCUCCCUAACAUCGGAAGUUUUAAGCAUGCCUUUCAGUUUUUGUCCCCAGUGUGGGACAAAGCUUCAGCCUGGUUUUAAAUUUUGUCCUUGGUGUGGGGAGAAACUUCCCUGCUUUGCUGAUGAAACUGGAUUUUCAACCUCAUCUGCCUCUUUAAAGCAUGAAGCCACGACAUCCGUUAACACAAGCCCUGCUUCACCUUGUGAGUCUACAAAACGUAAAGCUUCUUUCAUUUCAACUGUAGUUUCACCUCGCCCUGCUCUGAAAAAGACUCGUAACUCCCUGCGGCUGGAAAAGGAAGUUCAUUUUAGCAUCCAGGAUGUUUCUACACACAUGGUGUCCUCCACUAAUCCUGCUGGAAAUGACAUGACUCCUGAUAAGAGUGUUUCUGUUCCUGGCUCGCCUUCAACGCUGCACACAGCUGUUGUUAAAGCUGAUGUGGAGAUGGAGGCCCCCGUCGUAAAAUCCCCUCGAUGUGUCAGAGGAAAGGGGAAAGUCCUCAGUCCUGCUAAGGAGGAAGCAGAAGAAAAAAAGUCCGAAGGUUCAACAGCAGGCGGACUCGUUCCUUCACCGAUCUCCAAGUUUCCUUCGAAAGGGAGAAGCAAAGCCAAGAAGGCGAAGCACGCAGUGACGGUGGAGCCGCUGCAGGAAGGCGAGGAGGUGACGGACACGACGGGGAAGAAGUGGAAACUGAUGAAGCUGCUCAGUCGGAGCAUGGCGGAGCUCCUCUAUGAAGUUUCACGACCCGGUUUGAAAGAAUCGGAUCACGUUCUCAAACUGGGAGCUAAAGAGGGAAGGAUCUUCAACGAGCAGAACUUUCUGCAGAGAGCUGCUAAACCUGCAACUGUGGACAAGUGGGUCAAACAGAACAAGAUGGAUUUUCUGGGGAUUCCCUCCUGUGUCGGCUUUGGCCUUCAUGCAGAUUCAUACAGGUUCCUUAUUUUCCCCAACAUGGGUCGCUCUCUCCACUCGGUGAUCGAGGAGGAAAACAAGCUUUUGUCAGAGGAAGAUGUUCUGCAGCUCACCUGUAGAAUACUGGAUGUGCUGCAGUUUAUGCAUUCCAACGAGUAUGUGCACGCUGACAUCAGUGCAGAGAACGUCUACAUCAAACAGAAAUCACAGGUGCUUCUGGUCGGGUACUGCCAUGCCUUCAGAUUCUGUCCCGGAGGUCAGCACGUCGAGUACCGUGAAGCCAGCAGAACGGCGCACGAAGGCACCGUGGAGUUCAUCAGCUUGGAUGCUCACAAAGGAGCAGCUCCGUCUCGUCGCAGCGACCUGCAGUCUCUGGGUUACUGCAUGCUGCACUGGCACACAGGGACGCUGCCGUGGUCCGAGCUCACUGAACCCGACCAGGUGGCCGCCCAGAAACAGAGGUACAUGGAGGAUGUUAAAGCUUUGAUGAGCCACUGCUUUGGGAAGAAGAAAGUUUCAAAUGCAUUUCAGGCCUACCUGUCCACGGUGAUGUCUCUGCAGUAUUCUGAGCAGCCCAACUACUCGGAGCUGAAAGCUGGACUCUGUGCUGCUUUACAGAAGCUGGGGGGGUCCAUGGAGCGGCCGCUCAGUCUGUAGUAAGUCAAGCCUCAAGAUCACAACCAG